AUGUAUGACCUAAAUGUGACUACUGAAGAAAAGGUAUCCCCUCGAACCAUUCUAGACUUCAUCUUGAUUAGCUCUAGUGUUAUGUUACCCAAACAGUGCGGGUUGUGUGAACUUAAAAACCUCCAAGAGUUAGAUCUUAGUUGGAAUGAGUAUGAAGGAAUACUUCCUUCAUGUGUUGCAAACAUGACAUCUCUUAGAUUGGUUGAACUCUUACACAAUACUUUCACCAGAAAUAUUGCCUCCUCUCCACUUACGAAACUCACAUCGCUUGAAUAUAUCUCCAUUUCAAGUAACAACUUUCAAGUUCCAAUUUCUUUCAAGGCAUUCUUUAAUCAUUCCAGCUUUAAUUUUUUAUUUUUGGAAAACAAUGAAAUAAUAAAUGACGAGUUGGGAAAUUUGGUUCCCAAUUUUCAUCUAGAGGUUUUUAGUAUGCUAAACUCAAGAGGUUGUCCAUCACUACCCAGCUUCCUCUACUAUCAAUUCAAUUUGAGAAUUCUUCAUCUCUCAAAUAACAGCAUAGGAUGGAAUUUUCCAACUUGGUUGUUGGAGAACAACACAAGACUUAAGGGAUUAUACCUGAUGGAUAAUGCUUUUACAGGACCUCUCAAGUUGCCAACAAGCAUCAAUCCCAACAUGGAGAAUUUUGAUGUAUCUAAUAACAAGUUCAAUGGACAUGUUCCAACUAAUAUGACUUCAAUUUUUCCAAACCUAUUUGCAUUAAACAUGUCAACAAAUAUGUUUGACGGUUGUGUACCUUCCAGUUUCGAUGACUUAAAAUCUAUAAGGACAAAUAUUUCCAGAAUCUAUCAACCUACAGUUCUUGAACAAUUUAUAUCUGGAUAA
Molecule: messenger RNA, 843 nt
Organism: Olea europaea var. sylvestris
Lineage: Eukaryota; Viridiplantae; Streptophyta; Magnoliopsida; Lamiales; Oleaceae
Product: receptor like protein 30-like
Exons: 3
Coding region: 1-843 (280 amino acids)
Molecular function (GO): protein binding
Source: RefSeq, a predicted model, not a curated record